Messenger RNA from Ananas comosus (pineapple), 1266 nucleotides. RefSeq names its product homeobox-leucine zipper protein HOX16-like. The transcript is spliced from 3 exons. Gene Ontology annotation, biological process: positive regulation of DNA-templated transcription. Gene Ontology annotation, molecular function: DNA-binding transcription factor activity, RNA polymerase II-specific; sequence-specific DNA binding. Gene Ontology annotation, cellular component: nucleus. The annotation marks the transcript as partial. Lineage: Eukaryota; Viridiplantae; Streptophyta; Magnoliopsida; Poales; Bromeliaceae. The record is from RefSeq and is a predicted model, not a curated record.
UGGGCGUGUUUUAUCUGGGGGAGUGAUGAAGGGGCGAGAUCGGUGCUGGGAAUAGAGGAAGGGGGGCGGAGCAAGCGGCCCUUCUUCACCUCCCCGGACGACCUUCUGGAAGAAGUGUACUACGACGAGCAGCUUCCGGAGAAGAAGCGCCGCCUCACUCCCGAGCAGGUGCACCUGUUGGAGGUGAGCUUUGAGGAGGAGAACAAGCUGGAGCCGGAGCGGAAGAGCGAGCUGGCGCGGAAGCUGGGGCUACAGCCGCGGCAGGUUGCGGUGUGGUUCCAGAACCGCCGCGCCCGCUGGAAGACGAAGCAGCUCGAGCGCGACUUCGACCGCCUCAAGUCCUCCUACGACUCCCUUCUCGCUGACCACGACUCCCUUCUCAAGGACAACCACCACCUCCGCGCCCAGGUGAUCUCGUUGACCGAGAAGCUCCAGGCGAAGGAGGCGGAGGCGGCGGCCGCCCUGGGCCUGAAGCCGGAGGAGAAGGCGCCCGGAUCGAAUUUAACUGAACAAACCUCCACGGCGACAGUCGCGGCUCUGGACGCGCCGCCCAAGGCCGAGGACCGGCUGAGCUCUGGGACUGGUGGGAGUGCGGUGGUGGAUGGCGAGGGGGCCCACCACGGCCUGGUCGUCGACAGCAGCGGCGAUUCCUACUUUCCAGAGGAUUACCCGUGCAUCGCCCCCGUCGACGGCGGGGUCCAGUCCGAAGAGGACGAUGGGGUCAGCGACGAGGGCUGCAGCUACUACGCCGACACCGUGUUCCCCGCGGAGCACCACCACGACGGUCAACAGGACCACAACCACCACCACCAGGCGGCGGAGGAGGACGAGGCCCAGCUCGAUUGGUGGGUUUGGUAAUAAUCGCGAAUUAUAUAAGGCAAAUUGGAACUAAAUGCAAAAUCUAAACGUAUUAAUCGUCCCCUCUUCGUCUUCGGUUUGCUGCGCUUUUCUUCUUCUUCUUCUUCGUCUUCUUCCACUCCCUCUCCCUCUUCCCUACUGAUCCUGUCACCUGUCACUCGUCAAUUUCCAAGUGUUUAUGAGUAAUAGUAUGGCUACGUGUGUACUUAAUUGUCCAUGUAGUUGGGUAUUUAUAAUAUAUAUAUAUAUAUAUAUAUAGGAAUGGUGGGAAUAAGAGUUUUUAGAGUAAAGGAACUCUCUCUAUGCUGUCUGGUGUUGUUGGUGUUAUCUGUCAUCGCACUGUGAGAAGUAAUGCUUGUUUCCGUUGCUGAUUAGUUAUUCUCUUUGUGGAAUUGUGUUUUUACUGCU